UGAAAAAUUAAAAAACGAUUUUGCUUUUUGCAUAAAUUUUAGAAGAAAUCGUCCAUUUCUCAGCACUUUGCAAUGUUCUGACGUUGGUUGGAGACAUAAUGUACAAAGCAAAGUUUGAUUUUACAUCAAAGGAGCCCAAGGCUCUGAGUUUUAGGGCUGGAGACCAAUUUACUGUGAUUGAAUUUGUUGACAAGCACUGGUGCCAGGCUCAAAAUGGCUAUGGACAAGUUGGCUUUGUCCCCAAUGACUACAUUGAAAAGGAUGAGGUAGCUGUUGCUGAGGUGGUGAAAUCUAUUGACCGAGCUAUUGAAAACAUACACCAUGCAGCCUCUGCUAGCAAUGGAAAUUAUUCUCAUCAACAGCGAGAAAAUUUGCAAAAACUUAUUCUUCAUCGCAAAAAUGUGAUAGAAGAACACAACGCUGGCAGAAGUUUUGUUCCUCAGCAACCUCGUAGACAGGCACCAGCACCUCCCCAGAGACAGGAAAGCAUCCCACAAAACCAGAGACAAGGCUCAGAAAAACGAAGGAGUGCCCCACCUCCACCAACUGCUCCAAAUGAACCAGUCGCCAGUCCGAAAAAAGAACAUGGCCACCAUCACUCCAAGACGGAAAAAUCUCCCGGUCAUCAUUCGUCGAAAGAAAAUUCCCCGAAAAUUCAGAUCAGUCGUCAGGAAGAAGCAAAAGCUACAACAAGUGAGAAGACUAAAGACUCGCCAAAGAAAUUGCCCAUCGAAAAUAACGGAAAUUUGGACUUGUCUGAUCAGAAAUUGAGAGCUAUGUCACCAUUGAAGUCGCUUACAACGUCGCCUACAAGAACAAUGACUGCGUUACUUGGUGCUACUAAGCCACAUAUACCGGACGAGAUAGGUGUGGAGCUCGUAGAGAUGGUACGCAAGAAUACCAACCUGAGUCAUGAGAAAUGUCAGGAGACCCUUUAUAUGGUGUUGGAUCAUAUCAAACGGAACGUUCCCAGCGUGGAGUACGUUAUGGAUGAGAUACUCAAGAAGACUACAGACAACGAGAAAUACUCGGACAACAUCGAAAACAGCCAUGAUGCACAACGCCUCAGUGUGAUUCUCUCGCAGAUGGCCGAGUGUAAGGACGACUCUCAGCAAAGAAGCUGGGCGCUGCAUGAAGAUGAAGCCAUGAUCAAAGGAUGCUUGGAAGAAUUAAUCUCUAUUUUGAGUAAUGCCAACCAGUCUAUCUGUCGUCAGGUAAUAAGCAGGAAUCACUUCGAAGCAUUGGACACAUUGGUACUCUAUUAUCAGAUGGAAACACGUGUCUCCAUCCGCUUGUUGCUGUUGAAGAGUUUUGGUGCGCUGUGUAAUCUUGAAGCACGUGUGAUAUCCGAAUUGCUGACGUCCGUGUUGGCAGUGGAGCUUGCCAGAGAUUUGCAGACAGACUUGUCAAAUACUCAAAAGUUCUGCUUCUCAAGUUUGGUGCUAACUAUGUUAUUUUCAAUGGGAGAGCCACUGCCUGUCUAUCAUUAUGAACAGCUGAAUCAAACCUUUAUCGAGUUCAUCUUUGAUCAAAUUGAGAACCCACAUGACGCAGAGAUGGAGGAUGAAAUCGCUGAUACGCUAACAGCCCUCAUCCUCUCGUUUAACCUCCAUAUCAAAGAUGCUCGUGAUAAUGUGAUACUCAAGGUGUUGGCAGAGAGAGGACAGGCAAAGGUUUUUACAGAGAAAGUGAUGAUGUUGAUGAACAGCGGAGAUGAUCCAGUCAAGAUGUUUGACCAUGAACCUCGGCCAGACAACUCUGUCCUCAAGUUCCUGUGUGAUCUAUACUGUCUCGAGUCCACGUCGGAUCUUCUGUACACAAACGAUGCCAAGGUGCUGAUUGAUGUUGUGAUACGGCAUCUGUGUGAUCUGUCUCCCGGAAACAAGAUGAGAUCGCAUAUUCUGAAUCUGAUGCAUCUGAUCAUGAAGAAUUCUUCCUACUGUGAACACGAGCAUCGUAAAGCUGAGCUUCAGAGUCUGCUGAUGGACAUCUCCAAAGAAGAAGACAAGGAGUCUGAACAAGAUCGCUGGCUCAUCCGACUCAUCUGGAAAGAUUUGCCGCAAUAUUUUGGGUUUCCUACAAUGUAAUGGGUUGAGCUGGUUCCUCAUCCUGAGAUGAAAAUGUAUGAUUUAUCAAAACAGUGCCGAGAGCUUUUCAUUUUUAUUUUGAGAUGAUCCCUUAGGGCUAAUGUAAACGAGUUGGCUUCUGGUUUGUAAAUUACCUGCCAAAAAUGCAUAUUUCAGUUGGUAAGGAAGUGUAUUUUGGUGUUUCUGAAUCUGACGCAGGAUUUAUGUGUUUUGGCUUUCAAGAAAAAGAGCAAUAAUGAUUUGUUGAUGUUGUCAGAGUUGCUGUUUAGGAUUUUUAACCAGGGUAUCAAUUUUUGCUGAGAAAUUGAGAUGUAUUUGGAAAGGUAAAACUGAAAACGAUGCCUUUUAUCUUGAUAAAUAACUUCAUCUCUGUAUGAUGUCACAUUGAUGCCAUUUUAAUGUCUUCAAAACAUUCUAUCCAAACUGUAUUCAGAUGUCUUGCUUAAAUCUUGCCUGCAGUCUUGUCCUUGUCUGCUUGGAAAUAUUCGGCCAAAAUUAUAAUUUGAAUAUACAGAUUACCGUAAAAUGUGUGCCAUCAAAGAGAGAAAAUGAUUACGAUGGUGGUAUGCCAAGUCAUAAAGCUGGUCAAGCCAUAUUCAGCUCGUCGUAUGAUGUAAUAAUACAAUAUUUUUCUCACAAUUUCCAUUUUUCUCACUAUUGCUUUCGUUUGCUGAUUCAUGUGUGUAACUUUAUUUUCUUGAUAACCAGUGAUCCUGUUUUGUGCCUUCGGAAUAAGAGAGAAAUUGUUAUUUUCAUAUAGAUUUACUGUUUAAAGGGUGACUAUAGCCUGGACGUAGCGUGUCAAAUUGGUUCUUUAGGUUACUAGUUAGCACAGUUGUAGGGGCUUGGGUUGUGUUUGAUUCAGUGAUAAAUUGAACAAGUGUGAAUAGUUUCGAUGUACUGUGUGAUUGAAGAGGCCCCUAUAUGUGACUUAGUGUAAUUUAAUCUUGCCAACCUAGCUGGCACCUGCCUAUAGUCUUCCUUUAACUUCAAAUGCAUCGUUGGUGAUCAUCAGUCUCUGGAGAUAUUAUUACACUGAAGAAACUAACGAUAGUGCAAUAUAUUGUUUUCGUGCUAGAACGUGCUGCUAGUCAUUGAGUUUCAAUGCAAUAUUGAUUUCGUCAAAAUGUGGGUUACACUUGCUAAAAAAAGCAUGAUAUGUAUGCGGGAUUGUUCAUUUGCAUGAAGUUUGUUUCAAACUUUUGUAUCACUCUAUUAGUAAAGUAGUACAAACUUGUUAACAUGGUAUCAAUUAAAAAGUAGCUUGUUUUCACAAAAAAAGUAAAAGUUGUUUUGAGCUUUGUAUCAUUGGUUAAAGUAGUUGGCAUAAAAGUUGUUUCAAACUUUGUAUCUAGUUAGGCAUCAGUUGGACUUGCAUCCGACAUGAAAGCUAUUUUAAUAUGUUUGACAGCAUAGUCGCCUUUAGAAGGUCUGUUACAGAGUGUAAUGAGAGCAUGUUGCGGUCUACGGUAUUUCAUUCCAGAUUUGAUCUCUAGUAUCUUAAGUUAUUCUAGAUGUGAUAAGUUUUUUGCAAUAAUAAUUUGGCUUUCUUGCUGCUUGGCUGUAAAAGACAUCUGCAUGUUCAGGUUACUGUAAACUCUGGUCUUUAACUUUUGCAUGUUGUGACCUUAGAAUAUUUACUGCUUCGAAAAAUGGUGGAAUUCCUCUGUCCGCUUUCAUUGUAUGAUUCUUAACCCUAUCACUGCCAACUGCAACUUAUCUUCUUAAGGAAGAUUUGUACGGCGUCAGUGUAAAUAUCAAUAAUCAGAUUUGUGUUGGCAAAGAGAUUUUUUGUCACAUGCGAUCAUGCUUGAUUGUAGGUUGCAGCUACAAAUUCGUUGGUUGACUUGUAAUCUAUUUUGAGAUAUCAAACUUUGGGAACUCUGCAUUGUACUGAUGGCACAUGGAACAUGUUCUUGCUGUCUCGAUUAUCCUGCUUUCCUAACCGGCCAGUCUUAUGCAUGCUUAGAAAACCUUCUUCCCUCCAAAUUAAAAGCUUCAGUGUAAUGUUCCAGUGCAUAUGUGUGUCAAUUUUAUAUUGUAUUGUCCCAGUAUAACGUAUUGUUGAACCUUUUUAUUUAUUUCUAGUAUUAAUAAAUGCUCAAUGAUAGGAAGUCA
Messenger RNA from Lineus longissimus, 4205 nucleotides. RefSeq names its product NCK-interacting protein with SH3 domain-like. Gene Ontology annotation, molecular function: protein binding; Arp2/3 complex binding. Gene Ontology annotation, biological process: endocytosis. Bases 99 to 2087 code for a protein of 662 amino acids. The transcript is spliced from 10 exons. Lineage: Eukaryota; Metazoa; Nemertea; Pilidiophora; Heteronemertea; Lineidae. The record is from RefSeq and is a predicted model, not a curated record.